UCUCAAAAAUAAAUUAAAAAAAAAAAACAUUACAAAAAUUUAGAAACUGUGUGCAAUGGAUGGAGGAAAAUUAUCUGAUUCUUGCUUGGAGUUUUCCUUUCCCUGAUUAUGGGUGAAGUUACUCCUCUUCCAUAUGUUCAUUGGCCACCUGGGCUCCUUUUAUGAUACGUAUAGGAAUGUUUUGUCCAUAUCCCGGGGUUUUUGUCUUUUACAUAUUUACUAUAGGAGUAGCUCAUUUAUUAAGUACACUAACAAUUUAUUUGCAUACCGUUUAAAUUAUGUUUCCAGAUCAUCACUUGUCCUUUUUCUUUACCAUGUGGAAGAUACUUUCAUACAAAAGCAUGUUAAUUGCCUUCCAAGUUCAAUUUGGGUUUGGUGUCUUGUUAACCCCUGAGGUUAAACAAGUACCUGUAAUGCUUUUUAUCAUUUUAGUUUUGACUUUUAGAACUUUAAUCCACCCAGAAUUUGGAGGGGUAGGCAAUGUGUAAAAUAAUUAUCUAGCUUGAAAAAAUUAUCAGCUAAUUGUCUCGGCAUCAUAAUUAUGAGCAUGUGGCCCAUCCUUUCCUCUGUGAUUAGAAAUGCCGCGAUUUCCUCCCAAAUUCCUAUUUGGUUGUUUUCCUUAUUGUUUUCUAGUCCAUCUGUCUGCGAUUAUACUCCUCGUCAUUUUUCUGGCUAAUAGAACCCGUCUCUCACGUUCAGCUUGUUAUAAUCUAGAACCGGUUUGUCAAGCCUGUUAAAACCCCUUUUGGAGUUUUGACUGAGAUUGCGUUGAAUUUAGAGAUUAUUUGGGGGAGAUGGCAGUAGUGGGUGGCCUUCCCCUGCUUGUGCCCUUGACGGGGACGACACGCACAUUCUCCUUCGACGCUGACGUCACUACUGACUGGUAGUAGAUGCCCAGAAACACCAGCGUUCCCUUCAACGCCUCAUUUGUCGAGGUUCACCUGUCAGUGUGUUUAAUUGGGAAUGGCUUUUGUAUUACUGAAUAUUGGGAAGCAUCUGUCAAGAUAAGCUGAUCCUUCUUUCCCCCUUUAAUCUGUUGGUCUGUUUCUUUUAAUCAUGAAGAGAUUGCUUCAUGGCUCUUUGUCUGUUUCUGGAAUAAUCCCCAGGUGGCCAUGAUGCAUUCUUCUUCUAGAAGUCUUUGUCAGAUUGCCCUAUGACAUUCUUUUUGUCUGGAAUGAAUUUAUGGUUUGCUUUGUUUGUUUGUUUGUUUGUUUUUUCAUUUCCAGUUUUUAUUCCUACCAGUAAAUUUCUUCAUGAGUUUGGGAAUUUUGGUGUGCAUGUUCGUUUCGAGUAAAAAGGUGUUUGGUUUUUCUCUUCUCUUUUUUCCCCUCUUCCUCCUUCUCCCUUCCCUCUCCCUGUCCGCCUUUUACUCCUGUGCUUACCCCUCACUCUUAGUGGCUUUUAACCCUUACCUUUUUAACACAUGUACAUAACGUGUAUUUUCCAUCAACAUUUGGGCGUAAUUAACACACUUCUGUGCCUCCAAAACAAGACACGAACCCUAACAAGCUUUCAGUUCUCCUCCGCUUUCCCCCCUCACCUCACAGCCAGCUCCCACCUUCCAACCACCUGCAUUGUUAUCACAUAACUCACUUUCACUUUAUAAGUAACAAUUCUUCUCUACUUAGUGUAAGUCUUAUUUGGUUUCUUUUCUCACCACUGAUUCCAGUAUCAUAUGCUAUCUUUCUUGAACUCUUUUUUUUCCCCCUGAAAUAUAUCCCAGAGCCAAUUGUGUUUCUUAGAAAAGAUCUGAAAAUGUUCUUUGUCUUUACUACAUUUCCAAAUGUUGCGUUUUUCUGUCCAUGAGCGUCAAAGGAAGGUUGACUUUUAAUGAUUCUAGGUUUAAACAUAUUUUCCCUCAGUGUUUUCAAGACAUCGCUAUCUACUUAGAGUUCAAGGUCACUUGUAAGAAAAUCUGGCCAACCUGACCCUUGUUCCACUGAAAAUAAUGUUUGUUUCCUACUGGAACCUUUUGGGAGUAUUCUUUUAUUCUUGGAUGACCGAGAAUUUACCAGCACGUGACUGAGUAUGGCACUGUUAAAAAUUAAGUUUGUCCUUCCCUUUAGCGGACUGUUGUCUCCUUUAAGCCCUGUGAAGUUUUCUUCUAUUUCCAUUUGUAUCUUUUUGGUUGCAUGGAAAAAUCUUCAAACAACCGUGGCUUAACAAUAUGGAGGUUUAUCUUUGUUCUCACAUAAAAGAUGUCCGGAGGCAGGCGCUCCCAGGCCGGUGUGGUUGCUCCAGAGUGACAAGAAGGAUCCAGGCUUCCCUCUUUCUGUUGUAUGUGGUUCCAUCCUCAAGGCGGAGUGCCUUCGCAGGCGAGAGGGCUCACAGGAGCCGGGGACAUGGGUCUGGCCUGGCCUCCAGCUGAGCAAGCAUACACGACUCUGGGUCACUGAGGACCCCAGCCCCUGCCCAGUCCCGGGCCCACCUGAGCCGGCCACCCGUUCGUCCAGAGCUGACCCAGAGAUGGUGCUGACCCGGGGGCUCCUCCCUGUUGCCUUGCUGGCUCUGUUCUGGGGGCCCGGUGUGGCGGGGGCCCAAGAGACCAUCCCACUGCAGACCCUACAGUGUUAUAAUGACUACCACAGCCACAUCACCUGCAGGUGGGCAGACACUCAGGAUGCCCAGAAGUUCAUCAACCUGACUCUCUUCCGGAGGCUGAAUGAGAACCCCCCAGUGCCAGUGUCCUGUGAUCUCAGUAAUGACACGGGCUUGUCAUUGGACCACCCCUGUGCCGGCUGCGUGCCCAGAAGAUGUGUCAUUCCCUACAAGAUUUUUGUCCUCGCCGACAAAGACUACUUCUCAUUCCGACCAGACAGGCCUCUGGGCGCCCAGCUCACCGUGACUCUGGACCAGAAUGUGCAGGCCCCUGCACCCAAGGACCUCCAGAUCACCGCUGUCGGGGACCGUUUCCUGCUGACCUGGAGGGUGGCCCCUCCGGGUUCCCAGAGCCACUGGCUGUCAAACCUGGAGUACGAGGUGGUCUACAAGCGGCUUCAGGACUCCUGGGAGGAUGCCCCUACCCUCUACUGCAACUCCUCCCAGGCUGUCCUGGGGCCAGAGCACCUCCUUCCCAGCAGCACCUAUGUGGCCCGAGUGCGCGCCCGCCUGGCCCCCAGCUCAGGGCUCUCGGGGCGGCCCAGCCAGUGGAGCCUGGAGGUUCUCUGGCACUCCCAGACAGGGGACAAGGCCCAGCCCCAGAACCUCCAGUGCUUGUUCGAUGGGGCCGCCGUGCUCAGCUGCUCCUGGGAAGUGUGGUCCGAGGUGGCCAGCUCAGUCUCCUUCACCCUCUUCUACAAGCCCAGCGCCAGUGCAAGGGAGGAGGAGUGCUCCCCGGUGCUGAAGGAACAGCUCCCCAGCCUCUUGGUCCAGCACCGAUGCCAGAUUCCCGUGCCUGACCCCAGGAACCACAGCCAGUACGCCAUCUCUGUUCGGGUGAAGGAGGAGGAGAAGUUUAUAAAGAGCUCAGACCACAUCCAGAUGGCUCCCCCGACCCUCAAUGUGACCAAGAGCAGAGAUGGCUACGCCCUGUCCUGGACAACAGAGGAGAUGCUUUACAAACACAUAGGUCACACCUUCCAGAUCCAGUACAAGAAAGACGCAGACUCAUGGAAGGAGAGCAAGACGGAGACCCUCCAGAACUCCCACGUCAUGUCACUGCCACCGCUGGAGCCCUUCACCAGGUACCAGGCGAGAGUGAGGGUCAGGCCCACCCCCAGCGGCUACAACGGGGUCUGGAGCCAGUGGAGUGAGGAGACCUUCUGGGACACGGAGUGGGAUGCUCAUGUUCCUUUUUCCUUCCCGGAAGUCCUGCCCACGUGGGUCCUGGCUCUCAUCCUGGUGUUCACCACGCUGGCCUUGCUCCCUGUCCUGCGCUUCUGUGGCAUCUAUGGGUACAGGCUGAACCGGAAGUGGGAGGAGAAAAUCCCAAACCCCAGCAAGAGCCACCUGUUCCAGAACGGGAGUGCCGGACUCGGGCUCCCAGGCAGCAUGGCGGUACUCACCAUCAGGAGCCCCUUGCACAAGGGGCCGAGAGGCAGCUACUUCCCUGAAAUGGAGGGGGUGUUUCCUGCAGACUGCAGGCACAGCGAAGUGUCACCUCUCACCACAGAGGACCCGAAAGAUGUGCACAGAUCACCAUGUGAGCCUGACACAGCUUCAGCCACUUCGGACCCGUGCACGGAGCGGCCCCCCAGCCCCCAACCAGGCCCGUCGGCCCCCGCGGGCAGGCCCGAGAGCCGGGUCUCCGGCUUCGACUUCAACGGCCCCUACCUGGGCCUACCCCGCAGCCACUCCCUGCCUGACGUGACGGGCCCCCCGGAGCCCCCACAGAGGGGCGUGAGCCAGAAGCCACAGCCUCCGGGGUCCCUGGAGUACCUGUGUCUGCCCGCGGGAGGACAGGUGCAGCUGGUUCCACUGGCCCAGGUGAUGGCACAGGGCCGGGCCAAGGAUUUGGAGAGGAACCCCGGCCCGGAGGCCGAAGGGAACCCCUCACCGGAGUCAGGGGCAGGCCUUGCCUCUCCUGUAUACAGGCUGACGGUGGGCGGUCAGGGCCCAAAGGACAGGGCCCUCACGGCUCUGCCCACUGGCUCUGGGGACCCUGAGGACGGCGUCACGGCCUCUGGCUACGUCACCACCGCAGACCUGGCACUUCCCUGGCCCCCGGGGCUGCCAUCUGCCUCCAAGGUCCACCCCCUGGACCUGCCCUCAGACCGGAACCACGGCCUCAGUCUUGGACCGGCCCGUAGGCUCUGUAGCGUCCCAGCCCCCACGAAGCCAGAAAUCGAGGGCUAUGUGGACAUCCCUCUGACCCCAGGCCAGCCCCCCAGGUCCCCUCUGGGCAGUCCUGCCCCUCCUGCAGCCAGCAGCCCCAUCCUGAGCCCAGGGGAGGCGGCCCCCAGCCCCCCACACCCCGAGGGGCUCCUGGUCCUGCAGCAAGUGGGCGACUACUGCUUCCUGCCUGGCCUGGGACCUGGCCCUCUCUCACCCUCUUCCCCAGGACCCUGUCCUGAGAUCGGGGACCACGACCACAUGUUCCAGGCCAAGAAGGCCCUGCGCCCCGCCAUUCCCCAGGUGCCGGCCGUCAGGCAUUUCAAAGCCCUAAAACAGCAGGACUACUUGUCGCUGCCCCCCUGGGAUGUCAGCAGGCCGGGGGAGGUGUGCUGAGCCACCCCAGAUCCCGAGGGGGUGGUCCACCUGCCCUCCCGCCACCUCCCGGCCCCUCCCACAGUCCCUUCCGCAAAGCCCAGGAGAAGCUUCCGUGUUGGAACAGAUGACCCGGAAGUUAGUCGACCUCCUACCUUCUCACUUGACCUUCGGCCAAGGAAUUCUGCCCCCGCCGCCUCCCAAUCUCUCUCUCAGACACACACACACACACACACAUUUUUCUGUCCUGUUAACUUAAUCUUAAACUCCAGACUGUUAGCGCUCUCUCUAUACUCAUUCCGUUUGCCCACUUUUUUUUUUUUCCCAGAUUUCCUUGCUUUUGCCAUUGUCUUCUUUCUUUUUCCACUGACUUAUCAUUCGAGUGAGCUUGAGGUCCGAGCUAAGCCCAUCCUGAGAGGGCACGUCUCGGUCAGAGCCUGUUCUGACGUUGACAUGUACGGUUGUGUUAAGGACUUGUGUCUGCAGCCUGGCCCCGGUAGGUGCGAAUGCGUUUCCCCCAUGGGGAGGGAAGAGACCCCCCACCCCGUGAGGGUCCUGGGGGAGGGGGGAGGGGGGGAAGAGCAGUGUAGGACCCGCCUGCUUAUGGCUGGCACUGCGGCCCCAGGCACUGUGGCAAAAUACCAGCACUGAUGACUGUCACACCAAGCCAUGGGGCAAGAGAAGAGUUGUUCUGAGCCCGUGGGAGCCCCUGCUGGGCCCACCGCUAUGACUGGGGAGGUCGGGAUGCAGGCCCCUGCCUCGAGUAGAGGCCACCCGCCCAAGUGAGGAAUGUCCCAGCUGCCUGCUGGCCACAGCGGUCUCCCUUCUACACCCGGGCUGGUGGGGCCUGCAGAAAUUCAGAAGCAGAGGGGAGUCCUGAACCCACAUAGACUCUAGAAAUGUUGGGAAAAACUGUUCAGCAAAGGAAAAAAAGGAAAACGAUCAAAUCCUUGUACGCUUUGGGGCUUAUAGUCAACGUGGCCCUCCUGCCCUCCCUCCAGAAAGACCUUACAGUCCCCACCCCCGCUGGCCAUGGACGAGGGGCUUUUGAUCUAUGUCUGGACCUCCAUGGAGGAUUAUGGCUUCUCAAAAAUCUGUGCCUUUCUGAUAUGCAAAAACAAAAAAGGCAUUAAAUCAUUUAAAUUUGCAUUAUUUGAUAGCUAUCAGGUUGCACAUGUUUUCGUAUUUCUUGGGCACUCCUAUUUUGUUUUAUGGGGCUAAGCCCACUAAGGACUUUGCUCUGUUGGGUGUUCAUCCUUUUCUGAUUAAGUUCUUAAAACUGUUUACAUGCGAUCUUUCACGGACGGUGCACAUUUUUUCCCCCUAGUUUGUAGUGUGUCUUUUCAUUUCGUAUGGGAGGCCCGUAGACGUACACGAUGUCGAUUUUUCCGCAUUUCGGGUUAGAGUCGCCGGCUCCACUUAUGACGUCAAAUUUACAAAAGCCUUCGCCACUUCGAAAUCACGUUUGUCCUAAUUUAUAUUUUCACCAUUACUUUCUGAGUUUCAAGCUUUUCGCAUCAAAUCGUAAUGACUUUGGAGUGGAUGCGUGCGAAGGGGAGAACUGCCUGUAUGUUUGCACCAAACGAGUGGCCUGGGUGUUUUUCCAUCGUUUGCCGAAACACCCGUUCUUCGCCCAUCCGACCGAAAUGCUACUUUUAUGAUCUAGAAAGUGCCUGAGAUACUUGGAAUGUUCUAGCUUCAUAAUGUUUUUUAAACAAGCGGCCAACCCGAUGUCUUGUAACCUUUAUUCCCAAAUCCCUGUUCAUCACAAAAGUGUUUGUGGUCAGGGGGAAAGGAAUUCUAAACAGCGUAUAUAAUUCACCAAUGGUGAAAUUAACAACAAGACUUCAGGAUAUUCUAACGCGGAAUCCUGUGUUACAGAUGAACACUGCAGUCAGGCCUGCGUGGGUUAGAAAGAAGUCCAAGAUGUGAAUUUCGAGAUGUGCAGAUACUGUUAGCUGAAAAAAAAAAAUUGCAAUAAAAUGUGUUCGCUGUAAACCAAAA
This is a messenger RNA of Lynx canadensis (Canada lynx), 7149 nucleotides long. RefSeq names its product colony stimulating factor 2 receptor subunit beta (gene CSF2RB). Gene Ontology annotation, molecular function: protein binding; cytokine receptor activity. Gene Ontology annotation, biological process: cytokine-mediated signaling pathway; immunoglobulin mediated immune response. Gene Ontology annotation, cellular component: external side of plasma membrane; membrane. Lineage: Eukaryota; Metazoa; Chordata; Mammalia; Carnivora; Felidae. Bases 2467 to 5166 code for a protein of 899 amino acids. The transcript has 14 exons. The record is from RefSeq and is a predicted model, not a curated record.